This is a messenger RNA of Saimiri boliviensis boliviensis (Bolivian squirrel monkey), 2303 nucleotides long. RefSeq names its product NUBP iron-sulfur cluster assembly factor 2, cytosolic (gene NUBP2). The record is from RefSeq and is a predicted model, not a curated record. Gene Ontology annotation, biological process: iron-sulfur cluster assembly. Gene Ontology annotation, molecular function: ATP binding; 4 iron, 4 sulfur cluster binding; ATP-dependent FeS chaperone activity. Lineage: Eukaryota; Metazoa; Chordata; Mammalia; Primates; Cebidae. Gene Ontology annotation, cellular component: cytosol.
GCGCGGGCUCCGGAGAGGAACAAAGGCGGCGCCCUGGCCGCGCUGCUCCCGCCGCGCCCGCAAGGUCAGCGCGCCCGCCCAGAGCCCGGGACCGCGGCCCGCGCCCCCCAACCCCGCUCACCUGCAGCCCCCGUCGCGCGCUCCGCCGGCCGGGCCCUGACCCACUUUCCGCCCAGGCGCGAGACGUAAACAAUCCCCGCCCCCUGCGCCCAUUGGCUCCGGCGGCGAGGGGCGGGCACGGCCGGCUCGGAGCUUCAGACGAGGGGGGCGGGAGUCGGGAGACAAAGCUACUGCCUAGAGGUUUCAGUACCUGUCAAUCCCAACCCAACGUUUCUACUGGUCGAUUUCCAAGCGGUUGGAGACAAAGCCCGCGAGCCCAUUGGAGACCGGCGGGAGGCGGUCCCGCAGUCAGAAUUGACACAAAAGUAGGUCCGCCUCCAUGUCCUCAUCUGCGCCGGAACCUGCGGGACUGGCUCGAAGCGAUUUGAUUGGCUGAGACAGGAGGAAUAGUCCUAUGAAGAGGAUCCAGGAGCGGGCGCGCACUGACCAUUGGCUAGAAGGCCCUUCGCUCUGGUUGGGAGGCUGACGGCCCGCGGGCGGAAGCGCGGGGUAGCAGCGAGCUCCGGCCGGCGGCGGGAUGGAGGCGGCGGCGGCGGCGGCGGUGACGGAGCCUGGAAACCUGGCCGGCGUCAGGCACAUCAUCCUGGUCCUGUCGGGAAAGGGGGGCGUUGGGAAAAGCACCAUCUCCACGGAGCUGGCCCUGGCACUGCACCAUGCGGGCAAGAAGGUGGGGAUCCUGGACGUGGACCUGUGCGGCCCCAGCAUCCCCCGCAUGCUCGGGGCGCAGGGUAGGGCCGUGCACCAGUGUGACCGCGGCUGGGCGCCCGUCUUCCUGGACCGCGAGCAGAGCAUUUCGCUCAUGUCCGUGGGCUUCCUGCUGGAGAAGCCCGAUGAGGCUGUGGUGUGGAGAGGCCCCAAGAAAAACGCACUGAUAAAACAGUUUGUGUCUGAUGUGGCCUGGGGGGAGCUGGACUUCCUGGUGGUGGACACACCCCCAGGGACCUCCGACGAGCACAUGGCUACUGUGGAAGCCCUGCGGCCCUACCAACCCCUGGGGGCCCUCGUGGUCACCACGCCUCAGGCGGUGUCUGUGGGGGACGUGAGGCGUGAGCUGACCUUCUGCAGGAAGACGGGCUUGCGGGUGAUGGGGGUCGUGGAGAACAUGAGCGGCUUCACCUGCCCACACUGCGCGGAGUGCACCAGCGUCUUCUCUAGGGGCGGCGGGGAGGAGCUGGCCCGGCUUGCUGGGGUGCCCUUCUUAGGUGAGUAUCCUGACCUGGUGCUGGGGUCCCGGCCUCCCUGUCCACAGCCUCUGCCCUGGGCGGGCUUGACCUCUGUGACCCCAGCGCCCAAGGGGAGGAGGGGACGGGGGCUGUUUCCUCCUCUCUCCUCAGGCCACACUCCGCACUGUGACCUGUGGCUCAUCCACCCUCGCCCUUCUCAAGGCACUCUCAGGGGCCACAGGACCCAGCCUGGAGGUGGAAGCCUCGGGGCAGUGCCUGCGCCCCCUCUGCGGCCGCGGGUGGUUCGGAUGGCAUCUGCUUUUGGCCAGCCGAGCCCGUGCUGGGAGCAGGAGGUGUGGACACGGUGCCAUCGCCUCCCUGGCCUCACUGUGCUGUGCAGGCUCUGUGCCCCUGGACCCUGUGCUCACGAGGAGUCUGGAGGAGGGUCAUGACUUCAUCCAGGAGUUCCCCGGGAGCCCCGCCUUCACCGCGCUCAGCUCCAUAGCCCAGAAGAUCCUGGACGCGACGCCCAUGUGCCUUCCCUGAUUAAGGCCGCCCUGCAGCCGCCUCCCAGAGCCACCAAGGGCUCUCUCCAGCUUCUCAGAGAAACGGAGCUGCCUGGGCUCAAGUCCGGGCCCUGCAGGGACAGGCCCGGGCUUCGUGAUCUGGGGAGCGUCUCCUCAGCCAGCCCUGCCCCUGGGAGGAGUUGGGCGUCAGCAGCUCUGCCUGCGUGGCCUGUGGCUGAGAGGGCAGCUCGGGGCCAGGUGCUCUGUGGCCGUUCGGCGGGCGGCCGGGGUCUUGUCCAUUCACGUUUCCCACGUGCACCCCGCGGCUGUGUGUCCACAGUCACAGAGCCCCUGGGACUCCUGCAGGCCUCAUGGGGCCCCAGGUCCCCAGCAGCCUGGGGUCACUGUGGUCUGUGUUCAGCUGGGGAGGUGCCCCCUAAGGGGGUGAACUGACCUCAAACAUGUCUUCUAAGUGGGAGGAUCCUGCCAUUAAAUGCACUGCCAUGAUUACGAG